AUGGCAGAGAACCUCAACGACAAGGUCGCUGCCAGUGCCGUUGGAAGAUGGUUCAGACUAGACGGCUGCGGCCACCCACUCGAGCGAAAAGGCAGUCGUUUCACCACUGAGCUGCGAGCUGGUCUAGUCACCUUUACCGCCAUGGCCUACAUUCUGUCCGUGAAUGCUUCCAUCCUCAGCGACACUGGUGGAACAUGCCCCUGCACAAUCGACGACUGUGACUCAGACCCUGCUUUUGCCGUUUGCAAGAACGAACUCAGGCAAGACUACGUCGUGGCUACCGCUGCCAUGUCUUUCGUGUCCACCUUCCUCAUGUCCGUCUUGGCCAAUCUGCCCCUGGGUCUCGCACCCGGACUUGGUGUCAAUGCCUACCUGGCUUACUCCGUCGUCGGCUACAAUGGUUUCGGGGGUCUGACCACCUUUGGCGGUGCCUUUGCUGCCGUUUUCCUCGAAGGCUGGCUCUUCUUCUUCCUCUCCGUCUUUGGUCUCCGACAGAUGAUCGGUCGUCUGUUGCCUCGCUCUCUCGCUCUGGCCACCGGAGCAGGUAUCGGAGCCUUCCUCGCCUUCAUCGGUCUGGGCCCUAACGGUCUCGCAGUCAUUGGUGGAGACACCACAAACUUGAUCGGUCUCGGAGGAUGCCUUGCCGAGUACCAGGACCCAGACCUGCCCAACUACUGUCUCUCCCACGUCCUCCAGGACCCCCGCAUCUGGGCUGGUAUCUUCGGCGGCGGUGUCUUCACCGCUCUUCUGCUGAUGUACCGAGUCCGAGGAGCUCUCUUGUGGCCCAUUCUCCUCGUCUCGAUUGCAGCCUGGCCUCGUACUUCUGGCAUCACUCUCUUCCCUCACACCGAGGCCGGUGACCAAGCCUUUGACUUCUUCAAGAACGUCGCUACUUGGCACAGCUUCACUCAUCUGGGUCCUUCGAACAUCGAAUGGAGCUCUUACGGCUCUGGCAGGGUCUGGCUUGCUCUGAUCACUUUCCUCUACACGGAUGCCCUCGACACCACCGCUACCCUCUUCUCCAUGUCUCGCCAUGCUGGUCUCUUCGAUGACACCACGGCCGACUUUGAGGGCUCUUCUGUGGCUUUCCUUGUCGACGCCUUCUGCAUCGCCAUUGGUGCUCUCAUGAACCUGUCGCCUUGCACAGCUUUCAUCGAGUCAGCCUCUGGUAUCACCGAGGGUGGACGAACCGGUAUCACCGGUGUAACCAUUUCGUUCUUCUUCUUCCUCUCCCUCUUCUUUGCGCCCAUCUUCGCCUCUUUCCCCGACUAUGCUACUGGAGCAACCCUAUUCAUCGUCGGCUCCAUGAUGAUCCGCAACACCUCGAUGAUCAACUGGGGCUUUGUUGGUGACGCCAUCCCCGCCUUCCUUACCAUCAUCCUGAUGCCCCUCACCAACAGCAUCGCCUACGGUGUCAUUGCUGGAAUCAUCUCCUGGAUGAUCCUGCACAUUGUUCCUCAGCUCGUUACUCUCAUCACCUUUGGCAAGGUCCCCCUGCCCGAGGGCUGGGACACCGACAAGGAGCUCUACGAUGUCUGGCUGGGCGUCGAUGAGCGUGGAGUCAAGGGUGCCUUCAAGCUGGUACUGCCUCCUUGGAUGCAGAGGCUCAUCCGCGGCAAGAAGCGCUUCUGGGAGAUGGACUACGACGAGAUGAUGGCCUACAAGGCCGGAAGGGAGCUCACCAUUGCCAAGGCUCAAGCUAUUGAGGAGCAGAGGAGGCAGGAGAGGCAGGACUUGGCCUCGAGGAGGAAGGGAGCUUCUGCUGCUCGAUACAACUCGGAUGACUCGGACUCGUAUGCUGCUGGAGAGACCAAGAUGCCCCUCAAUGACGAUGUGGGACGCGUGCCCCACUUUGGUCAACAGGACCCUUCUUCCUCUGUCGGCAAGGGCCGUGCCAGCCUCGAUGAUCUUGAGGGCAGGAAUUAG
Messenger RNA from Microstroma glucosiphilum, 1926 nucleotides. RefSeq lists its product as hypothetical. Gene Ontology annotation, biological process: transmembrane transport. The transcript has 2 exons. The record is from RefSeq and is a predicted model, not a curated record. Gene Ontology annotation, cellular component: plasma membrane. Gene Ontology annotation, molecular function: purine nucleobase transmembrane transporter activity. Bases 1 to 1926 code for a protein of 641 amino acids. NCBI's taxonomy places the organism in Eukaryota, Fungi, Basidiomycota, Exobasidiomycetes, Microstromatales, Microstromataceae.